This is a messenger RNA of Puma concolor (puma), 954 nucleotides long. Its product is annotated as olfactory receptor 13C3. NCBI's taxonomy places the organism in Eukaryota, Metazoa, Chordata, Mammalia, Carnivora, Felidae. Gene Ontology annotation, biological process: G protein-coupled receptor signaling pathway. The record is from RefSeq and is a predicted model, not a curated record. Gene Ontology annotation, molecular function: olfactory receptor activity; G protein-coupled receptor activity. Gene Ontology annotation, cellular component: membrane.
AUGGAAUGGGAAAAUCAAACCAUUCUGGUGGAAUUCUUUUUAAAGGGACUUUCUGGCUACCCAAGGCUUGAGCUACUCUUUUUUGCACUGAUCUUAAUAAUGUAUGUUGUCAUCCUUCUGGGCAAUGGCACCCUUAUUUUAAUCAGCAUCUGGGACCCCCACCUUCACACCCCUAUGUACUUCUUCCUGGGGAACCUCUCCUUCUUGGACAUCUGCUACACCACCACCUCCAUUCCCUCCACACUGGUGAGCUUCCUCUCAGAAAGAAAGGCCAUAUCCUUCUCUGGCUGUGCAAUACAGAUGUUCCUCGGCUUGGCCAUGGGGACAACAGAGUGUGUGCUCCUGGGCAUGAUGGCCUUUGACCGGUAUGUGGCUAUCUGCAACCCUCUAAGAUAUCCUGUCAUCAUGAGCAAGGAUUCCUAUGUGCCCAUGGCAGCUGGGUCCUGGAUCAUAGGAGUCAUCAACUCUGCAGUACAAACCGCAUUUGUAGUACAGUUGCCUUUCUGUGGGAAUAACGUCAUCAAUCAUUUCUCCUGUGAAAUUCUGGCUAUCAUGAAACUGGCCUGUGCUGACAUCUCAGGCAAUGAGUUCAUCAUGCUCGUGGCCACAACACUGUUUAUAUUGACACCACUGUUAUUAAUCAUUAUCUCUUACACAUUAAUCAUUGUCAGCAUCCUCAAAAUUCGCUCUUCUGAGGGGAGAAGCAAAGUUUUCUCCACAUGCUCAGCCCAUCUGACUGUGGUGAUCAUAUUUUAUGGUACCAUCUUCUUCAUGUAUGCCAAGCCCAAGUCUCAAGAGUUUCCUGGGGACGACAAGUUGCAAACUUCAGACAAGCUCAUUUCUCUGUUUUAUGGGGUAGUGACCCCCAUGCUAAAUCCUAUAAUCUAUAGCUUGAGGAAUAAGGAUGUAAAAAUUGCUGUAAAAUAUCUGCUAAACCAAAAAGCUAUUCAGUAA